GAAUGACUGAGAUUGUUUUGCAGUUGGGUGGAGAAAGAGACAUUUUGCAGCAGCAGUGCAAAGGAGAGCUUCACAGAGCAGUAGAAUUUGUUUUAGACUGGCAGAACAAAGCAGGUGAUUCCUAACUUGUAAAUAAACUUAGUAAUAUUAAUUUAUAUUUUUAUAGACUCUCUGGGAUAAGAUUUUCAAAGCCUGCAAACUUUUAGAAUAUGUCAGUAGAUGUAUUUCCAAAUCUCUUAGGGAUUUCUCAAACUUCUUUCAGUUUGCUUAUAGGAUUUUUUCCUGUAUUGAAUUGUGCUCUCAAAAACACAGACUAAACGUAUAGAAACCAUCCCUCUCUAAGUCCCUGUGUAAGCAACUGUAUCACUUGAGCUUUCCCCAUUAUCAAGCUUUUAUCUUUUCAUCUGCUUUUUGGCCAGUGUCAGAAAUGAGAUUCUGGCUCGAUAAAAUUCUGACUGAUCCAAUACAGGUCUUUAUAUAUUCUGAUAAAAAUCUAAGUUUGAUAAACCAAAAACUCAGUGGUGUGUUAAAGUCUGAAUCUCUCCUUAUACAAAAACUACACUGAUAAGCACGUUCAAGCAGGAUUUCAAUUCAGAAAUACUGUAAAUGAGGAGGAAAGAGAUCCAGGGUACUACCUAUCCUCUGGCCUGUUUUCCAUGAUUCUUGAAAAGAUGCAGAGGAAUAUUGAAUUAACUGGGAAAACCCUCAUGAAAAAGUAGACCUUUAUGUAAAAAAAUUUUUGUGUUUCUUUUGAUGUAUUAUGAAAAAGAUCACAAGCAAAUAAUUCUAAAUGUAAGGAAGAAAAAGCAGCAGCAGAAUUUAUGGAUGAAAAGGGUUCCUUUAGUGUAAGAAGAUAAAAAGUAUAACCUUCAACCCAAAGUACAUAAUGUGUUUUAUAAUACAUGAAAAUAAGAGAAUAUUAUCUGCAUUUUCUUUUAUCUGAAGUAUUUGUGGUAGCACCUUCUGUCUGUUCAUCUGAACUACUUGAGAAGACAAAACAUUUUUCCUAAAAUGUGUGAAGACAAAUUUAUUCAAGUUCCAGGAAGAGCAUUUUCCUUAAUAUCCAUUUCCUGUUUUCCAUUUUUUCUCUGCUUUUUGUUCUUUUAUCUAUUUGCAUUACUUAUUGUGUUUUGGGGAGCUACUGUAAGUUAUUCCUGAGCAGAAAGCUGGGGUUCGCCAGGAAAGAUUUUAAGCUUUAGAUUAAGAAGAACUUUCAGUGUUUGCAAGAAUUUGUUUCACUGCUCUUUCAAAUAGCCUCCCACUAUGUGGAUCCUGGAAAUUUUACGAGAAGUUUGUGGCAGUGUCUGGCAUUCAUUCCUGUGUUGAGUAGUAAAUUUCUCAGAGAAGAGCCUGUGAAAUUGAUCUCUGUGAAAAGUACUGUUACAUUGGCAGGAAUAGUAGACUUCAUUCCCUUUUAACAGCAAGAUUUUAAAACUGCCUUGGACUCUUGGGUACUUACUCCCUAUUCAUUUGGGAAGCAUAAAGUAGCUCUCACUGUGACUGGACACUUCUGUGUGUUGUUAACCCUGAUGUGACAGUGCAGGCUAUACUCACUUUCACUCCAGGCUCUUGAAAUUCCAUGUACUUGAGAGAGGUCUCUGAAUAAUGCAGACAUUUCCCUUGUGAGAGACAGCAAGCAAUUACAGCCCAGAUAAAACUGUAGGUUCUGUAUCAUGUAUCAAGUUAGGCUUCCAUAGCAUUUCACCUUCAAUGACCUUAAAGAGUAAGAAGAGAUGAAAUAAACUGUUACAACUGGUAUAACUUGGUUAUUAUGAGAUUACCAAGAAAUUACAGAUAACUUCUUAUUGUGUGGGGGUUUUUUUUGGUUUGUUUUUUUUUUGUCUCCUAUUUCUCCUAAUUAGAUCCUGCCAGGAUUUCCAGUUAUUCACAAGGGUUUGCUUUUAGCUGCGUGCCAGAAAAGUGCUAUUCCUAGUCAAGUCCAGUGGAGAAUUGUGUCUGUCAAAGCGCUGAACUUGACUUAGUUUUGAUCAUCUUAAAAAAGGAUCAGAAGGAUAAAGUUAAUCUUAAAUGGCAUAUUGUACAGUACAAAUCCUGGCAAAAAUAGACAAAUACUGUAGUUUUAAAUGUAUUCAUUAAAACAUUGAAUUUUAUUUAGAAGUGUAAAAAAAAAAAAAAAAAGGAUCAAAGUAAAUUUACAGAUCAUUUUAUUGUGUUCAUUCAAAUAAUCUAGAAAACUGAGUGUAAGAUAGUUUGCUCAAAAUCUCAACAAAUUCACCCUUGAACAUACUCCUGGAAGUUCCUUUGUCUUUAUUCUGAUGGUCUUAGAGAUACCAAGUCACCAUGCUACUUGAUAUCCUGGAUGCAGGAAGACGUUACAGAGGUAAGACUAAUCUCAGGAUCGUGAGCCUACCAGAAUGUAAGUGGAUUUGGCCCUUGAUCACAAAAGGAUUCCAUACCACUUGUGCAGCAUUUAUAUCUUUUCCUUAUCUUUUAGAAACUGUGGACUGCACAGAAAUGUUUUCUUUCCAAUUAAGAUAUCCCAGGUUUGUUUUUUUUGGGGUUUUGUUGUUUUUCUUUUCUUUCCUCUGGGUGGAUGAUUGGACUCACGGAUCAUAGAGAUCUUUUCCAACCGUGACAGUUCUGCGAUUCUGUGAUUCUGUCAAAGCCCAAGCAGUAACUCCACAGUCAUCUGACCCAGUCAAUAGUGAUUUCAUUCAACAGUGAGAGAACCUUGCAGGAAAAACAUACAGAGCAUUUGUCUGGAGCUGAGCUGUUGGAAGAGAGGGACAUACAUGGACCUCAUGAUGGAAGAGCAGGAAGGAGAAGGAAAAGAGGGAAAUGACUUGAUAGCCAUUUUCCCAUAGUCAAAGAUCUGCAAGGGCUUUGGACAGCAGCUGCUGUUAAAGCUUUUGAGAUGGAGAUAAUACCUGCUAACAGAAUUAUUGCACAGAUUGGAGAAAAACUCAUACUUACAUGCAAUACUACUGGCUGUGCAUCACCGAGUUUUUCCUGGAGGACCCAGAUGGACAACCCCCUUGGAGGAACAGUGUACAACCAUAGGACGUACUCUACGUUGACUAUGAAUCCAGUUAGCAUUGUGAAUUCUCAUGAUUAUCUGUGUACUGUCUUCUGUGGUGAGAAAGAUAAAAAAGAGAAGAGUAUCAAAGUUGAACUUUACUCUUUCCCCAGUGAUCCUGUCAUUGAGAUCAGCCCAUCCGUAAUUGCUGGAGAGCCAAUCACUGUCAUCUGCAAAAUUCCUGAUGUGUAUCCUUCUAAUGUCCUGGAAGUAGUCCUAAAGAAAGAGGAAAAUACUCUUUAUGAGAAAGAUUUUUACGAAGAUGACAGCACAGAUAUAGAGUCCAAAACUGUGACAUAUUCAUUCAGUCCCACAGCUGAAGACAUUGGAAAAGAGAUUACUUGUGUGGCCAAGUUACCAAUUGCUAAUACAGACUUUGAACCCAAAGAAAGAGUUACUUCUCAGAAACUGAAUGCAUACUUUGGUCCACAAAAUACUGUCAUUACUGCAUCUCCAAGCAACUCACCAAUGGAAGGAGACCAGCUAAAACUCACUUGUGUGACUGAGAGUAAUCCACCACCACAGAUAGUUUGGAGAAAACAUCCGGCUGAUGAAAUCAUUCAGCAUCUGAUAGAAAACAAUGUCCUUUCUAUUCCCCAUGCCAGUUUCACUGAUUCAGGACUGUACAUCUGUGAAGUAACUAAUCUGUCAACUAAUAAAACAGAGAAAGCAACUGUGGACAUUGUUAUACAAGGUGCUCCAAACAUUGCAGAACUCUCCAUUGUACCUUCUACAACAGUUCAAGAAGGAGAAAAUAUUUCUAUACAAUGUUCUGCUGAGAGUAACCCUUCUCCCAAGAUUAUUUUAAGGAAAAAAUCUGACAGUGCAGAAAUGGGGCCUUACAGUGAGGGGAGAAUUCUUCUUCCAUCUGUGACAUUCCUAGAUGGAGGAAACUAUGAAUGUGUAGCAGAAAAUAAGUUUGGGAAAAGCAAAAAUGAAAUAACACUUAUUGUGCAGUAUGGUCCAAAGAACACAGUGAUCUCGGUUAUCCCUGCUACUGCUGUUAAAGAAGGAGAAACUGUGACAAUGAAAUGUACUAGUUCUGGAAAUCCAGCUCCAGUGAUCUCUUGGAAGAAAAAGAAGGCCACCGGAGAGUCUGAGAAAAUUUUUAAAGAUGCAACUUUAACUAUACAGAACAUAAAAAGUACAGAUCUGGGGCUUUAUGAAUGUGAAGCUUAUAACCAGUUUGGCAAAGAAGAAAAAGCUGUGCAAUUACUUGUUCAAGGAAGACUGGAAAAACCUGAUCAAAUGGUACCACUGAUUGUUGCAUUCUCCGGUGUAGCAGCAGUAGCAGUACCUGUAGUUGCAAUUUUGAUCUACGUGUCAAGAAAAGCAAAGAUAAAUGGAUCCUACAGUUUUGUAAAAGCACUCAGGCUGAAAGUGUGAUCACAUGAAUUUAAGUCUAAGUUCAUAUAAGCCAUGUUAUUUAUUGUUGUGACUGAUUCUACUCUUCUAUAACAUAUGGUAACAAACAAGUGACUUCAGGCCAGGCCAUGUGAUAGGAAAUGGAUUUUUUUUUUUCAUGUUUUGAUAAGUAUUUCAGUAUUUAAAUUAACAGGAAAGCUAGAAUUCUGUCCUAGAGACUGGUAAACCACUUCUGUGUUGAAGCAUGCUAAGCAGAGUUCUUGGAGAACUAGGUUUGUACAUAGUGUAUAAUUUGUGUUAUAAAUAUGUUCAACUGAAUAUCAGUUUGUAAAAUUGCAGUGUUUCUGCAACUGUACAGAGAAAUGUGGUUAGUUCAAAGAUAGAAAUCAGCAUUACUUGGUUGAUCGGAUGAUAGUGUUUUAUUUUGUAUUACUCUGCAGAGUAAAGGUUUUAAUAUAA
This is a messenger RNA of Apus apus (common swift), 4861 nucleotides long. RefSeq names its product vascular cell adhesion molecule 1 (gene VCAM1). The record is from RefSeq and is a predicted model, not a curated record. Gene Ontology annotation, molecular function: integrin binding. The transcript is spliced from 8 exons. NCBI's taxonomy places the organism in Eukaryota, Metazoa, Chordata, Aves, Apodiformes, Apodidae. Gene Ontology annotation, biological process: cell-cell adhesion. Bases 2876 to 4423 code for a protein of 515 amino acids. Gene Ontology annotation, cellular component: membrane.